CGGCACCGCACACCCAAAAGGCAGAGCAAACCAACCACCACUGUCCCAUCCCACCACCCUCCGCCUCCGCUGCCGAUUCGAAAGCGCCCCUCCCCCCGGCCUGUCCCCUCGCAAAAACCCUAGCUCCAGCCACCACCACCAUGAAGGGCAAGGCCGACACCUCCAAGAAGGAUGAGGGCAGGCUCCGGGCCGGCGGCGGCGCCGGAAAGCGCAAGAAGGCCGCUGCGAGCGGCAAGCCCAAGCGCCCGCCCUCCGCCUUCUUCGUCUUCAUGUCUGAAUUCAGGCAGGAGUACCAGGCACAGCACCCUGGCAACAAGAGCGUUGCGGCCGUGAGCAAGGCAGCAGGGGAAAAGUGGCGUGCUAUGUCAGAGCAAGAGAAGCAACCAUAUGUGGACCAAGCUGGGCAGAAGAAGCAGGACUAUGAGAAGACUAAGGCGAACUUUGAGAAGAAGGAGAGCACAAGCUCAAAGAAGGCUAAGACUGAUGAUGACGAUGGCUCAAAGUCUGAGGUUGACGAUGAGGAUGACGAGGACGAUGAGUAAAUACUGUCUCCGCAGUCAUGAGAUAGCAAAUCGAGUGUUAGGUCCCCAACUAGCUUACCGGCUUGUUAUCUUUAAUGUUAAGUUGUUUGGAACAGGUGUUUAUGAAGGGGAUCUAUUAGUUUCGUGAGGUUGUUAGUUUAGUGCAUUAGCAAAGAAAAAGCUGAAUGCUGCUAGCUGUUCUGUUGCUUUUCUUUUGUUGCUGCUAGCUGUUCUGUUGCUUUUCUUUUGCUAACCACUUGUCACAACUUUCUGUACCUGUUUCAUUGACUAAUCUAGUGACUAGUCAGUUAUUGGUUUAAUGUUUGGUUUUGAUUUUAUAUAUUCCUUUUUUGCA
Sorghum bicolor (sorghum) is the source of this 876-nucleotide messenger RNA. RefSeq names its product HMG1/2-like protein. Bases 141 to 542 code for a protein of 133 amino acids. The transcript is spliced from 7 exons. The record is from RefSeq and is a predicted model, not a curated record. NCBI's taxonomy places the organism in Eukaryota, Viridiplantae, Streptophyta, Magnoliopsida, Poales, Poaceae.